Molecule: messenger RNA, 564 nt
Organism: Helianthus annuus (common sunflower)
Lineage: Eukaryota; Viridiplantae; Streptophyta; Magnoliopsida; Asterales; Asteraceae
Exons: 1
Coding region: 1-564 (187 amino acids)
Source: RefSeq, a predicted model, not a curated record
AUGGAGGACCCGGUUGACCCAGUUGACCCUGCGUUUGCUGAUUACGCAGAUUUCAAGAUGGCGUUUGACGACCCGGAGCCUGCUGUGGCCCCCGAGCCGGUAGUCGCCCCAGACCCCGUGUUCGAGCAUGACCCUAUUCAUGCUGAUGUACCCAUUGUUGAUCCUGUGAUUGCUGAUCUACCUGUUGAUGAUCACCCUAUUGUUGCUCCACUAUUGGAGGAUGAGCAUGCCGUUGAUGCUCAGGUUGAUGCCCCUCACAUUGCUGAUAUACCCGCUGAGCCUGUUGUUGUCGCUCCUCUUCCUGACCCUGUUCCUUUGGAGCCCGACCAUGCACUCUUUGCGACUCAUAUUGACCCCCGUUAUGCGCACACCCGGAAUGGGUGGAUUGAUGCUGAUGAUGAGUACCCGCCUUUUGUGGUACCAGUUACACCCGUUCCAGCCCCUGUGUCAGUUCCUCCUGAGGUUCCUAUGCAUCCCGUUCAUAAUACCGGUGUUCACCACACCGACUUACCUGUUAUGUUCCGUCAGAUUACUCCGCCAUCGCGCCCGGGAGAGGGUUCCUAG